Messenger RNA from Planococcus citri (citrus mealybug), 4286 nucleotides. RefSeq lists its product as uncharacterized. Lineage: Eukaryota; Metazoa; Arthropoda; Insecta; Hemiptera; Pseudococcidae. The record is from RefSeq and is a predicted model, not a curated record. Bases 1326 to 2858 code for a protein of 510 amino acids. The transcript has 3 exons.
UGAAAUGGUUUUUCAUAUCAAAAACCACCACUACCAGUGGCGUAGCCAAGGGGGGGCGAAGGGGGCCACGCCCCCCCUUGCGAGCAAAAAUUUGAAAGAAAACAUGCAAAAAUGGACUUUUUUUUGUUAUUCGGACCCAUUUUUCUAAAAAUUUUCGCUCUCCCUUCGCUCGAGCAGUAAUUUUGCCUUCAAUUUCAUGAAAUCACCACACAUCGCCUGAUAGGUUUCCAGAAAAUUACCCCUCAUUUCAAUUUUUUAUGCCUAAAAAUCUGGUUUUGCCCUCUCCUUGAGAAAAUCCUGGCUACGCCACUGACCACUACCUCAAAAAAAAGUAUUAUUACAAAACCAAAACCACAUCCACACCAUAUUAAAAAAAAAUUGAAACCAUUUCAAAACCAGAACCAGAAAAACUGUGAUUGAAAAUGAAAAACCAAUUCAGAAUCAGAAACCAUAACCAAAAACCAUUAUUUUUGAAUCCUUUAAAAACCACCUACCAAACAACCAAUAUAAUCCAAAUGGUUUUAAGCCCUGGUCAGAAGUCAGAACUGUUAAAAUUUGUGAAAAUGAAUAAAAUUUUAAACAAAAACUAAACACUACUAACUGCUCUACAGAAACCAGAAGGUAAAAAAAAACGGGGAAAAAAUUGUACAUAAUUAUACCUAACCGGUUGUUAACCGCAAUUUUUGAGGUCAAGGUUACGGUUAAGGUAAUCAAAUUUUGGAAUAAAGGUUGAGGUUAUUGGUUAAGGUUUAAGGUUACUCAGAUUUAAAUACGGGAAUUUUUUUGGUUAAGGUUACGUGAUUUUUACCUUUUUUUUCUGGUUAUUUCCCGAAGUAAGGUCAAGGUCAAGGUUAAAAACCGGUCAACAUCCCUGGCUUGACUCACUGCUUGAGCAUGAGCUUGAGCUGAUUGAGAAAUAAAUAAAUUUGUACGAAUUUAUUUCUAUUUUUCGUUGUUAAAAUUGGUAACACUGCUUUUUUAAAAAAUUAGCUUCGUAAAUAAUGAUUACGUAGCAACAGUGCAACACUGAGCGUUGCGUUGAAAAUUUUUGAUCUUAUUUUGAUUUUGACAUUUUUUGAAAUUGAAUCAUGAAAAAUUAAUUAUUUUUGAUUUUUUGGCUCGGUAUGAGUAAAAUUGUUCGGAGUUUGUAAUUAAUCAAGUAGUGUUGAUCAACGUUCGCCUAAUUGGAAUCAUCAACCGGUUGUUUGCCAAUUUCAAGUUUCAUUUUCACUCUUCGAUCCUGGAAUUUAUUUUUUAAAGUAUUGUAAAUCUGUCCAGUGCUUGUUGUAGUACCUACAAUCGUCGUAGCAGUUGGAUAUUUGAUCAUGGCCAGUCGAAGAAAGAGAUCUCGUUGGUCACCAGAUGUGAUUGUUGUAAACACGGUCAGCGACGACGAUGUCGUUUGUCAUUUGGAUGAAUAUUUCAAAGACUUUAAAACGAACAUGGAAUGUAAUCGAUUCGACAAAAUAGACACGAAAAUACCACAUCUAAUUAUCGGUAAAUUCGUCGAAUUAUUCAAUAUAUGGGGUAGUAAUAAUUCGUCAGCGUCGAGGAGAUACCUGCAAACCUAUCUGUUUGAAAACGUUUAUAACGUUAUGUCGAAAUCGAACGUAUUUAAAACUAGAUCCACUGUUGUUGAUUCUUAUGAUUCAGAUAGUGAUGUUGUUGUUAUUUCCAAUCCAACGGAAUCUGACGAUUGUGUUGAUAUUUCCAGUUCAUCGGAAUCUGAGGAUGAUCUUGUGGAUAUUUCCAAUUCAACCGAUGAAGGUUGUUUGGAAUGUGACGAAUGCGGCGAAGAAAUCAUCCUGAGGAAUAAUAAUCGAGAAUAUUCCAUCGCGUAUCACAAAUCAUCGCUGCAGCAUGUGGAAUGUGUUAGUAAUCUGGCCAGAAUACGUAAUCAGAUCGCUACUAAUCCUUCUGUAAUCAAAUGGGAUGUAAUGUGGCAAAAUAUAUCGAAAAGUAAUCGCCUCGAAUGGGUGUUAGCUCGAUUCAAAGAAUCUCCUCAGUAUUUAUCGUUGUUCCUGUUGAAUGAAAGUUUCAUCGAAGUUCACGUCUGCGAAGAAGAGUUCAUCCGGUGCACUCUUUGUUCCGAUAUUUUUCACUCGGAUUCACUCGUAGAUCAUUUAAAAGAUGAAUCACACGAUCAACGUAAAUUGCUCGCUACGUUUAACGCAGUCGACGAAGUGGAAGACAUCAAUGGUGAACAGAUCAAUUACCUGACUUCGUUGAUACGUGACUCGGUCGAGUACACGAAAUGUAAUCUGUGUAUGAUCACAACUCCCAAUAAUAUUCCUACGUAUGAAAAUGGGAAAACUGUGGAAAAAAAUUCCCAUCUGCAGGAUAUCGAUCACUUAUUAAAUCUACACACAUUGAACGUGAAUAAAUCUUGCAUCGAAGUGCGUACGAAACGAAGUCAAAUUCUAAGGUGUACAAUUUGCGACGAAGAUUUCCAAUUGCAAUAUUUAAUGUUACAUUUAUACAGCUUCAGUCACUAUAAGAAGAAGAUUUUCCAAGAUGUCGAUUUAAUCGACUUACAGAAGGAAGUAGAUGAAAUGGAUAUCGAUUUAAUCGAUCAGAUUGUAUCUGAUGAUGAUACUACCUACGUGAAAUGUUCCCCUUGCAAAGCUGUGUAUCCAACGACAUGUUUCAGAGAAGGUGCAGAUUCGCAUAAGCGAGACGACGAGCACUUGUUGAACUUGAUGGUGGUGCACGCGAAUCGAUGUUUUAUUAGAAUGUAUAACAAAACUGUGAAAUUAAUCGGGUGUUUGGUUUGCGAUGAGAUUUUUCACGUUGAUUCGUUGAUGUAUCAUUUGAAUAUAGAGAAACAUCAGAAAUCGAAGAUGAAGUAUUUGCGUUAGAUUUUUUUACCGGUUAUUUUUUCAGGAAAUUUUGUUUUGUAUGGAACUAUUUUUUCUUUAAAAUUGAAGUUUGAAAUUUGUUAUUAUUUAGUGAUUUGAGUAGGAGAAAUUUGAAUGUUUUCUGUUGUUGUUUUUCUUCUUCGAACAUGAUUGUUUACAAGUUUAAUAAUUUAUUGAUUAUGAUACCUACCUGCUUGUAUGUUAUUCUUAGAUACGUACUUUUCUAAUUUGCCAAUAAUUUAUUAUACUCUUAGGUUAUGGUGAAUUAGAUUCAUUUAGUGCGUUUAUUUGUGUUGGUCUAGACAGGUAUUCAGGGCUUGAACUUUUCCAAGAUCUCAGGUGUCCAUUUUUGGUUUUUAUUAAUUUUUAAAAUGUUCGAUGUAUAUUUUUUAAAUCCGACUUUAAGAACAUCUUAUAUCGUUAUUCGGAUUAAUUUCAACGAAAUUCAUUCAAAAUUGGUUUUUAGGUUCGUACUUGUGUUGACUGCGGGGGUUUGAGCGAGAAUAACCUCGACUAACAAUUCGCAAAGAAAUCGAGAAGCAAUUUAGAAGGGUGGAACCUGGAUUUUUUUCGUGUUUUUUGAAAAUUUAAAGGUUUUCAUUUAAAGGAUUCCAUAGAGGUUCAUUUUGGUGGAGAUUCAUUUUUUUCAACCCUUCUCAUGCCCUUUUUUCAGUUACAAAUAGAUAUACCUUUAGAGUUUCAAAUUUUCAGCCUUGUUCGAAUCUAUUUAGAGGUUCCCUUUGGUGGGUUGUUGUAAUCAUCAUGGUGGGGGGGGGGCUCAAAAUUUUUACGCAUGGGUCAUUUUAUGUUAAACAGGUCAAAUUUAAUGAUAAAGAUCCGUAAGAAGUUAUUUAUUGCCCCACAAAAUUUUCAAAAUCUGUGCCGGUGACCCCCCUCCCCUCCUUCCACCGUUUUACAAAAUGUGAAAAAAUUGGGAUAUUACUCAAAACUUUACAGCUUGGUAAAAUAAACUCAUGUGCCUACCAAUUUUAACGCUCCCCUUACCCACCCCUAAAAUUCAUAUAAUUUGUAUUGAUUGAAAAAAAAAGUAAAUUCAAAUCAUGUCUUAUGCUAGAAAUCCCCCUCCCCCUUGCUCAAAAAAUGAGAAAAUUCAAAAUUUUCAUUCAAGUUUUAAUUCUUGAAUACGAUCUAGGUACUUUCAUUUUUAGAAAAUCAUUUACCCCUCCCCCCAACGUUAUAAUAAAAUGUAACAGUUAGGCCACUACUGCAAAAAAAAGGUGGAAAAUUGAGAAAAAAAUGUAUACGUUUUUGCAUUUUUAUUUCUUGGAUGUAGUACAUCAUCAGAAAACCACCAUUUUAAUAGUUUUGACUCCCCCUCUCCCUUGGAUGAUGAAAAAGUGAAAUGUGAGCUCUGAGCUCCUUAAAUUUCUAAAAAAAAAAAAAAAAAAAAUAGUACAUAAAUUGAAA